GACAAUCCUGAAAUACAAAAAUUUCUUCUCUGGGAUUUGCUGCUGCUGCCGCCGCUGUUGCUGCCGCGGUGCAGUGCCAAGACUCUCGGAAUAAAUAAAAGCGGGCUACUGUGCGCCUGUAGAUGCGGGCAGCUAAUAGCUAUUAUUAGUUGGCCAUUGAUUUCGAAGAUCACAGAUGAAGUGGGGACGCCUUUCUUCUUCAUUUGGUCAGCGUGUGAAACAAUAAUACUCGUAACAAAUAGGAGGGAGAUGGGGGUGAAAAAAAAUCUUAAUAUGAUUCAGAAGAAAUAAUACCUAGCGCACUCCCCCCUAAACCGGAGCCCCCGUUCCUUCCCCCUCCCCGCUCCCUCUCUCGCCACACGCUCGCAGGCGCGGACACGCACACGCACACACACACACACACAGGCGCGCACACACACACACAUCCACACACAGGCGCACGCACUGUGCUGUGUGCUUUCGGAGGAGGUGGAGGAGGUGGUGGUGGUGGAGGCUUUUGGAAAAGGAGGAAGAGGUGGUGUUGGGGAGGGGGGGAUCUCUUUCCCCGUUGGAGAUGAUCGUGCUAUUCCUCUUUGCCUCGCUCUGGAUGCUGGAGGGGGCCCUCGGCCAGCUCCAUUACACAGUGCAGGAAGAGCAGGAGCAUGGCACGUUCGUGGGGAAUAUCGCCGAAGACCUGGGCUUGGACAUUACAAAACUUUCGGCUCGCCGCUUCCAGACGGCGAGCAACUCCCGCAGCCCUUACCUGGAGCUCAACCUGGAGACCGGGGUGCUCUACGUGAACGAGAAGAUUGAUCGCGAGCAGAUCUGCAAGCAGAGCCCCUCCUGCCUGCUGCACCUGGAGGUCUUCCUGGAGAACCCCCUCGAGCUGUUCCGGGUGGAGAUCGAGGUGCUGGACAUCAACGACAACCCACCCUCCUUCCCGGAGCCCGACCUCACCGUGGAGAUCUCGGAGAGCGCCACGCCGGGCACCCGCUUCCCCCUGGAGAGCGCCUUCGACCCCGACGUGGGCACCAACUCGCUGCGCACCUACGAGAUCACUCCCAACAGCUACUUCUCGCUCGACGUGCAGACGCAGGGCGACGGCAACCGCUUCGCCGAGCUGGUGCUGGACAAGCCGCUGGACCGCGAGCAGCAGGCGGUGCACCGCUACGUGCUGACCGCGGUGGACGGCGGGCAGCCCCAGCAGCGCACCGGCACCGCCCUGCUCACCAUCAGGGUGCUGGACUCCAACGACAACGUCCCCGCCUUCGAGCAGCCCGUCUACACCGUGUCGCUGCCGGAGAACUCGCCGCCGGGCACGCUGGUGCUGCAGCUCAACGCCAGCGACCCCGACGAGGGGCAGAACGGCGAGGUCAUCUACUCCUUCAGCAGCCACAUCUCGGCCCGCGCCCGGGAGCUCUUCGGCAUCGCGCCGCGCACCGGGCGCCUGGAGGUGAGCGGCGAGCUGGACUACGAGGAGAGCAGCGUGUACCAGGUGUAUGUGCAAGCGAAGGACCUGGGGCCCAACGCCGUGCCGGCGCACUGCAAGGUGCUGGUACGGGUGCUGGACGCCAACGACAACGCGCCCGAGAUCAGCUUCUCCACCGUGAAGGAGGCGGUGAGCGAGGCGGCGGCGCCGGGCACCGUGGUGGCCCUCUUCAGCGUCUCGGACCGCGACUCGGAGGAGAACGGGCAGGUGCAGUGCGAGCUGCUGCAGGGCGACGCGCCCUUCCGCCUCAAGAGCUCGUUCAAGAACUACUACACCAUCGUCACCGAGGGGCCGCUGGACCGCGAGCAGCCAGGCGGCGACGCCUACACGCUGACGGUGGUGGCGCGGGACCGCGGGGAGCCGCCGCUCAGCACCAGCAAGUCCAUCCAGGUGCGGGUGAGCGACGUGAACGACAACGCGCCGCGCUUCAGCCAGCCCGUCUACCAGGUGUACGUGAGCGAGAACAACGUGCCCGGCGCCUACAUCUACGCCGUCAGCGCCACCGACCGGGACCAGGGCGCCAACGCCCAGCUCGCCUACUCCAUCCUGGAGAGCCAGAUCCAGGGCAUGUCCGUCUUCACCUACGUCUCCAUCAAUUCCGAGAACGGCUUCCUCUACGCGCUCCGCUCCUUCGACUACGAGCAGCUCAAGGAGUUCAGCUUCCAGGUGGAGGCUCGCGACGCCGGCGAGGAGCCGCAGCCGCUGGCCGGCAACGCCACCGUCAAUAUCAUCGUCGUGGACCAGAACGACAACGCUCCCGCCAUCGUCAGCCCGCUGCCCGGCCGCAACGGCACCCCGGCGCGGGAGGUGCUGCCGCGCGGCGCCGAGCCGGGCUACCUGGUCAGCCGCGUGGCGGCGGUGGACGCCGACGACGGCGACAACGCCCGCCUCACCUACAGCAUCGUGCGGGGCAACGAGGCCAGCCUCUUCCGCAUGGACUGGCGCACGGGCGAGCUGCGCACGGCGCGCAGGGUGCCGGCCAAGCGCGACCCGCAGCGGCCCUACGAGCUGGUGGUCGAGGUGCGCGACCACGGGCAGCCGCCGCUGUCCUCCACCGCCGCCAUCCAGGUGGUGCUGGUGGACGGCGCGGCCGAGCGGCCCGGCGGCGGCGGCGGCGGCGGAGCGCUGGGUGCGGGGGUGGGUGCGGGGGGCGGCGGCGGCGGCGGCGAGCAUCGGCCCAGCCGCUCCGGGGGGGACACCUCGCUCGACCUUACCCUCAUCCUCAUCAUCGCCCUGGGCUCCGUCUCGUUUAUCUUCCUGCUGGCCAUGAUCGUGCUGGCCGUGCGCUGCCAGAAGGAGAAGAAGCUCAACAUCUACACCUGCCUGGCCAGCGACUGCUGCCUGAGCUGCUGCUGCUGUUGCCCUUGCUGCAGCCGCCAGGCGCGGGCCCGCAAGAAGAAGCUCAGCAAGUCGGACAUCAUGCUGGUGCAGAGCUCCAACGCGCCCAGCAACCCGGCUCAGGUGCCGGUGGAGGAGUCGGGCAGCUUCGGUUCCCACCACCACAACCAGAACUACUGCUACCAGGUCUGCCUCACGCCCGAGUCCGCCAAGACCGACCUGAUGUUCCUCAAGCCCUGCAGCCCCUCCCGCAGCACCGACGCCGAGCACAACCCUUGCGGGGCCAUCGUGACCGGCUACGCCGACCAGCAGCCCGACAUCAUCUCCAACGGCAGCAUCCUGUCCAGCGAGACGAAACAUCAGCGUGCUGAGCUCAGUUAUCUAGUUGACAGACCCCGACGGGUAAACAGUUCUGCAUUCCAGGAAGCAGACAUAGUAAGCUCUAAGGACAGUGGUCAUGGAGACAGUGAGCAAGGAGACAGUGAUCAUGAUGCCACUAAUCGAGGUCAAUCCUCUGGCAUGGAUCUCUUCUCCAAUUGCACAGAGGAAUGUAAAGCACUGGGCCACUCAGAUCGGUGCUGGAUGCCUUCCUUUGUUCCAUCUGACGGACGCCAAGCUGCAGAUUACCGCAGCAAUCUGCAUGUACCUGGCAUGGACUCCGUUCCAGACACUGAAGUGUUUGAAACACCAGAAGCCCAGCCGGGGACAGAAAGGUCCUUCUCCACCUUCGGAAAAGAGAAGUCUCUUCACAACACUCUGGAGAGGAAGGAGUUGGAUGGACUGCUGUCUAAUACACGAGCGCCUUACAAACCACCAUAUUUGAAACAUGGGUGGCAGCAGAGUAAUCUUCCCCAUCCUACAUCCCCCAGCCGUGUGUCUCACUCUUUACCUGGAUACACCACUACAAAGGCAUUUGCCAUCUCUGGAUCUCAAAGUGGAUUAUAAAGAAUAGUGAUUUAAACCUUCCUGCACCUCUAGGAGAUAGAAGUGUCUUUCUUUCUUUCCUGCAGCACGGAAAAGGAUAUGCUAGUCACUUCUACAGGACUUACCUGAAGCAGCAUGAUUUGCACAAAAGUCGACCAACAAAAAGCAUCAACUUUCAACUUCAUUAUCUUGGCCAUCCAGUUCUGUCUAACUGAAGGAUUUGUGUGCUGCUGGAGACAUCAUGGCCAACAAUAGGACCUAAUUGCUCUCAGCAGGCCUGAGAAAUGAGUUGAAAUGUGUAGAACUGUAGAAACUUCAGAGGCAACUGAUCUUGCCUCUCUGAUCAGUGUGUGCCUGUUUACAGCACUAUAUAUCUUUCUCUCUACAAAAUGUCACUGAGCCCUUUAGAUGUUUAUAAUCACCACAAGAAGCCAAUCGUACAGAUAAAAGAAGCGUGCAUUAUAAAUGCAAUAUCACUGUUUUAAACUUGACUGUUUUAUAUUAUUUUUGUGUGAUCAAGUGUUCCCCAAACUAUUCCAACUUUACAAGAGAGAUUGUGAUCAUGUUCUUUUCACCCGUGGGUCACAAAAAUGUUGUUAAUCUGAAGACCCACCAAAUUAUCAAAGACAUUCUGUAGUUUAUACACCGUGUUGCAAAGUGUUUACUGUACUAUUUCAAAGCUUCUAAAUAAAUAUAAAAUAUAUAUAUAUUAUAUUAUAUAUAAUUUUGAGAAAAAUGUGGUACAACUUAGUUGAUUUUUAAAUGGAUUCAUACAGUCUACACCAUACACUAAAGUGAGAAGGUAAUUCAGGGUUCCUAAGCUAUCCUUGCUAAAAACAAAUAUAAAAUAAACCUUUAAUAGUACUUCCCCAAUAUUUGUAUCUUGGUCAAUCCCGUUUUUCUUGUUUUAAAAAAAAAGAAAAAAAAAGAGCUGUAAGCAACAACAUUUUGUCUAAAAGUUGUAAUGAAUUUUCAAUGCCAAAGAUGCAGCUGUCAAUAUUACCAGAAUGAGCGCUAUGUACUAUCAGAGGUAUAAUUCACUCUCCAUUAUUUUGAUGAUAUUUCUAUGGUUUUUAAUUUGGAAUCAUAAAACCUUUUAUAAGGCUCUAUAAACUCACCUAUAUAUGUUGUUGAAAAGAACACUGUCUGUACAUUUUGCAAUGUAAGAUAUAUGUAAGUGAAAUAUUUUAAGAAAAUCAUUCCAAACUCAUAAAUAUGCAUACGUACAUACACACACACACAAACACACGCACAUCUCUCUGGCAUACUUUUGUGAAGUUAUACAAAUAUAUUGCCUAAAAAUAUUUCUCUUGUGGCUAGGAAUAGUUAUUGAUAGAAUUCAAACUACGAAGGCAAAGUAUAUGCCAAAAUAUUGACUCUUUUAUCACAAAGGAUGUUUGAAAUUAGGAACAUGGUGCAUUCUCAUCUGACCCUUCUCCCAUGGGAGUUUGAAAGGGGCUGAUUACCAUCUCAGCUGGGAAAAGGAUCAAGCCCCUUCAUAUAAUCUUUAUGUUCUGUAAUAAUUGUAUGGUAGGAAAUGGUAUCUUAGAGGAUUUUUUUCUAUGAAAUACUGAAAACAGUAAACUUUCAAAGGUAAAUUCAUCUCCAUAGAGCUUAAGUACCAUUUACUAAAUGUAAAAAUGUAGUAAAGUGCUUUUUACUUUUUUUUUCUUUUUGUAUUUUUUUUCCCACUGUAUCUUAGUAUCUGUCAAGUAUUGAAAAGAAAUGAUAGAACACUGUGUUAGCAAGCAGUGUCUACCCAAAUUUGAACAAAUGCCUAGGGAUGAUCCAAUAUUAAGACAACAGAAAACCUUACACUGAUUGCAGUUGAAUUUGGAUCAUGCUGUUAUAUAGGAAUUCUGUUAUCCCCACUGUGCUGCCACAGGAGGAAUGUGUGAGAAGCUGAAUUUAGCCACUGCUAUGUGGUUAUUAAGUCUGGUUUUCUCCCCUCUGUCAUUAUUUUUGUCUAUAAUGAUAGUUUCUAGAAGACAGAUAAAUCAUCCAUAUGGAUACCAUCCUGCUGAGGAUUCAGACAAGAUUCCUGAUCAAUUCCUGAUCAACCUGUGCAAAUGGCUGCUGGACUGAGCUCUGAAGUUAAUUUAGCUACUCUGAACAAAAUAUUAUUAUUAAACGCUUUUAAUGCAUAUUUCUAGUCGAUUUGUAUAACUAAAAUAUAUUUUGGGGAUCCUUUUAAAAAUAUGUAUAUUAUAUAAAACACAAUCGGAAGGGAGUGAAAACAGUGGUUACUGAUUUGAACAAACACCAACCAUGGAAUGUUUCUCUAGUUGUAGACAGUGGGACUUUUAGUUACCUACACGCCUUUUUAGUUUUGUGAAGAACAACAAUGAAAUUUGUGACAUCGCUUUCACUUAAAGGAUUCUGUUAAAUUGUUGUUUCUGCUUUUAAAGCCCUCCAUGGAAUUUGUUUUUCUUUAUUUCCAAGUACCUCAUUAAUAUUAAAUGUAAAGUAAGUUAAUUUUCAGGUUUUGGGAAGAAAAGAAAUAUUUUUUCUUUCUUUUUCAGAGAUAGUGAAGUAUUUUUAUUUAAUAAAACUUCCUUCACAAUUUGCAUGCAUUUAUUUUCUGAAAAACUUAACCAUAUCAUACCACGUCAUUCCUUUCCAUAACUGAACACUUUCAGUGAACUGUGUAUUUGAUAAACACAUCUCUUUUUUUUAUUUUAUUGUUUUUUAAAUUAAUGUUAGAUAACACAGUCAUUGAUCCAUGUAUGCACAGAAAUCCUUCUGAGUUCAUUGGGAGAGUCCCAGAAUGAAUUGUGAUAGGAUGCAGAACUCUUGAGGAACAGUUAGUUUUUAACUACUACAUCCUGGGCUCCCAAAAUAUUUAAAGGCUUUUGUGGAUUUCCCUAACUCACUGUGAAUUUCGGUAUGGUGACAUUUGAUGACGUGAGAUUUAGGUCGCAUUAAAAAACAGUACAUAUCUGUUAUGCCCCAAGAGAAGUUCUGAGAGGUGCACUUGGCCAUACAGAGGUUCAAUCCCUUCCCUGUUUCUAUGUUUUAGUGGGGAAGAUACCUGUUGCAUCCAGCCACCUUCCACUGAAAUUGAAUUGUUCAGCAUCUCCAUGUAUUUCACCAUGCUACUAGGUGCCUAUCUGCAGUGAUAGGUAUGUAAAUGCCUUUAAACAUUAGCUUUUUGUAUUUGCCUCUUCCUUUAAGUGUAUGUGUUACUAAUGUCUAAGGACUCUGAUUUGCAUAUUGGACAAAAAAAUAAACUGAAGUAGUUGGAAAAUAUUUAGGAUGCAUAUUAAGGAGAAGUAUCUACAUCUGUAAGCUGGAGUAGGGAAAGUUCUGAUACCUCCUUCAUUAAAUAUUUUCAAGAAGAGUUCAAAAAAUACCUGUCAGGGAUGAUAUAAGUGUACUUAAACUUGCCUCAGAGAAAUGGCAUGGACUAGCCUCUCAGUCCUGUUCUAUAAUAUUCAUUGUAAGGCAUGCUGAGCUUCAGAGGAUGUUAUCUGUACACAGCUGUAGGAAUAAAGAUGUUCCAUGCUUCAAUUAGGUAUCAGAAGCAAUAUUUAAUAUUUAAAUUUAUGUAAAAAUUGCGGGCAUAAUAGAACAAGCUGUCUGUGUGAAGAACUUCCUUUAGAGUAAAUGGAAGUUCCAGCACAAGACAGUAUCUUACAGAGAAUAACAAAAUGAAACCAGAUAUGUAAUUUAUUUAUUUAUUUAUUUAUUAAUUCCUGGUUUAGAUGUGUAGCAAUGGAUAUCUAAGCAACUUGCCUAUUCAAUUUCAUUAGUUUCUUCCAGACUGAUUACUGCAAAACUGAAAAAUACUAAAAUGUUUCACUACUUGAAACAAAAUUUUCAUUAUUUCAUGCAGAUUUUAAUUAAUCUGCCCAUUGAGAAGGAAAGAAAAAGAAGUAUUUCCAUUAAAUAGUCUCAGCUGAUUUGAACAAGGUGUAGUAAUUUUUCAACAUAAUUGUUGCAAAACUAAGUGGAAUGUCAGUGCACAGAUAUAUAUUAUUUGUAAAGAUUACGCUUCAUGCAUUAUAGUCACUAUAUAUGUGUGUGUUGGGGGGGUAUGUGUGUGUGUAUAUAAUUAUAGUUCAAAAUCUGGUAAGUUGCCUCUGGAUUUUUUUCUUACAGGAGUAUGCUCCUGUCAGUAAAUUCAAAGAGAAGGGUAGAAACACAUUUAUAAUAUUAGAAAAUUAGACUUGUUCUUUAGCGUAGAAUGGAGUUUUGUAUUCAACAUUUGAAUUCAGCCCCUUCCUCAAGCAUCACACCCAGAAUCAAACACACAUUUCAUUGUUUGACCUUAAAACCUUUACCUGCUCAGAGCAGACUUUUUUUUUCUUUUUUUUUUAAGUGCUAUCAUUCCUCAGGGUAAAAGGUGGAUAAAUAGAUAGUCUUCCUAGGCUGAUAAAUUGUCAUUGCAAUUUUGCAAGGCUGUUAAAUAUUUAUAUGUCUUAUGUGGAGAAAGCUGAUCAUAUCCUGCCAUUGUUCCUUGUUCAAGUCUUAAGUUGUAUGGCAUCAGGACUUUUUAAUUAAAAUUUAUACAAGGGUGUAGGGGCCAAAUUAAGCACCACUGAUAUACAUUUAGACAUAGCAAUUUGAUUGAAAUUUCAUUGAUUGUGAAACGUUGGUACCAGAUGUCUAUGAAGAACAGGUAAAAUAUUCUAUUUGAAGCAUAGUAAAAGGCAGCCAGUAAGAAUUUAUUAUGUUAUGCUAUGAGAAAUUCCAAAACUGUGAGUUAAAUCCAUUGCACUGACCCCUACAAUCAGAGCUCAGAUUCAUCUUAAAGGUCUCCUUCACUUUUUUUUUCUCUGAUCUGCUGAUCUGUCUUGAUAUGAAAUGGAUACAUAUAAACAAAUACAGCCAUUAAAAUCCAUUGCUGAAGCAUCUGUGUUUUUGUAGAUAUCCUCAUAUGUAAGAAAUGAGCAAGAACUAACGUGGACAGCUUUCUUGAAUUGAAAUUGUUUUUGAAUUUGAAUUUGUUAAUAAAGUUCAUGAUAUUGUA
Messenger RNA from Numida meleagris (helmeted guineafowl), 8702 nucleotides. RefSeq names its product protocadherin 10 (gene PCDH10). Gene Ontology annotation, molecular function: calcium ion binding. The transcript is spliced from 7 exons. Gene Ontology annotation, cellular component: plasma membrane. The record is from RefSeq and is a predicted model, not a curated record. Gene Ontology annotation, biological process: homophilic cell-cell adhesion. Bases 554 to 3751 code for a protein of 1065 amino acids. Lineage: Eukaryota; Metazoa; Chordata; Aves; Galliformes; Numididae.